Molecule: messenger RNA, 1007 nt
Organism: Spodoptera exigua (beet armyworm)
Lineage: Eukaryota; Metazoa; Arthropoda; Insecta; Lepidoptera; Noctuidae
Source: the annotation of a GenBank genome assembly
AUGGGUCGGCUCGACCGGAGUGAUACCACGGCCUCACAGAAGACCGGCGUGAAACAACCACAGCGUUGUGUUUCGCCGUUGCGUAUCGACCGCGCACAACAUGUUGGCGAACAAAACAUUAGCAUUCGGGCGACACAGGGGGAUUACGCCGGCAGCGGGGAGCGGGGAGCGAGCCUGCGCCCGGCCCCACCCAACACGCUCAGUGACCUGCGCGCCGCGCCGCUCGACGAACGCGUCACCGCCAACAAUAUGUCCGACUCCAUUAACGUUGUUUUCCCGCGAAAACUACUUAAGGAAUUCAUCUCGUUAUAUCAAAGGCAACCAUGCCUCUGGGACAAGCACUGCGCAUCCUACAAAAUGAAACACAAACGGCACGAAGCAAUAACAAAACUGACGCAACUCGUUCAGUUGUACGAUCCGAGCGCGACGCGAGUGCAUGUACUGAGAAAAAUUGAGAGUUUACGAGCCUGCGUCAGGAGAGAAUUUAAGAGAGUGCAAAACAGUAAGAAGACUGCGGAAAACGAAUCAGAUAUUUACACUCCACAUCUGUGGUAUUACGAUUUGUUCUCGUUCAUGUUUCAAGCAGAAGAACCGAGUCAGGAAUUUGAAAAAACAAAAGAAGUCGCUGCGUCUCCGCAGUCAACAAGUGUGGAUUCUGAGCCCGAAGAGCCAGAAAGCAUAGCUGACGAAGACACUUCCUUCAUCAGUCCAAUGGAAGAUAACUACACAGCCUUCAGUAUCUCGAGUGUGGCAGGAGAAGCACAAGAAGCUGCUCACAGUUCCAAGAGGUUUACUGAAGAUGACAAGAACAAACGACACUGUACCGAAGUUGAUGAUGAAUAUGAUGCCAUCGGUGUAAACGUGGCUGCAAAACUACGCAACCUUCCCGGGAAUAUGAGGAUACUGGCAGAGAAGUUAAUAAAUGAUGUGCUGUACCAAGCUCAAACAAACGGACUGACAAAUGCCACGUUUAUAAGCACACCCGAUCCUUUUAAAGUGUAAUUGUG